ACCUGCUAACCUAUCACUAUUUACAGGUGUUAUAAAAUAUAUAUAUCUUUUCCGGCAUUUAGUCCAAGUAGUCUGUAGAACGAACAUGUACAUGUACGUACAACAAAACAGACCAUGUAAAGGGUAAAUAUACGACAGUUUGUUCAGACAGAUGACUUUUGUUUAAGAAGAACUGAACUGACCCCAUCAUAAUGAAUGUGACAACAGGAGUCAACCAGGGACUGUUGUUUAAAGAGCAUCUGUACUACUCAAAGGGUCAAUCAUCUGUCCGUAAAAAGAGACAAGUUAUGCUUAAAGAGAAGAAAAUUGGAGAAGUCUAUUCUCUGUACAAGCUUGUGGACGUUCGCUUUCAACCAGAGGAAUUGUGUUUUUUGGAGAAAGAGGAACUUGAGUUUAAAGUCCAAAGCCCUGUCCAGCAUCUCUGUGGAACGGUAGGGAAACAAUGGCAGCUGAAGCGUUUCCAUACUCUGUAUGUUUUGACCUAUGAUAUUCAGAAGAAGACAUCAAGUGUUCAGAGAUUUUAUGAAGAAUCUAACAAUGGGGAGGGUCACCUCAAGAUAGCAACACUAAAAAGAAAACUGGAAUCAAUUCUAGGACCACGUCUCUCUUGGUUUGUGGAUACUGUUGAAGAAGACGGAUUCAGACCUUCAGACAAACUCAGACUUUUGCUUACCUCACAAAACCUGUGUUUACUGGAUCAUAAACUACAACUUCUCCACUUCCAUCAGCUAGACAGAAACAACCAUGAUAUCACCAUCAGUUUUGAUGACGAUACAAAAGUGCUAACAAUGAACUUCAAGCAGAUUUGUCCGUGGUCUAACAAUUUUCAUACUCUAAAGUGUGUACAGGUGCGGACUGGACUUGGUGAAGAAAUCAAGAGUAAGGUGGAGGGAAUGUUGAUGGGGACGCUGCGAUCCACCAGGCGUGUUCUUAGUUGGAUCAUUGAUACCUUAGAUAUACCCAGUGAUCAGGAAGAUCAUGAAAGUGAGGAGGAAAUUUCUCCACCAAUGCCACAUCUUCAAAACAUGGAUGUGGCACUUCCCCCGCCAUGUACACUUUUUAACAGAAUCGCAGUUGAAAAUGAUGAUCGUGCACAAUCUGACUGUAUUCCCAAACUUGUUCUACCCCGAAGGACAAAUCUGUUCCGAGCAGAGAGCAUGAAUGACCUGUAUUUAUCGCCCAGAGGGGAAUAUGUAAAUCAUGUCUAUGUGAACGAAGAGUACAGAAAAGCUCACUCAAAAAGUGCACAUGAGGAUGGCAGUUACUACAGUAUAUACUAUAGUAACACGGGCUGGAUACAAUGUCUCAGGCCUGCUAGUCCAUUCAGGAUUGUUCGACGCAGUCGACUGAGCAACGAGUUUGGUGAUGUAGACUUUACAGCAAUGAAAACACAUGAAAAGUGGUUUGAUCAGAGUUUCCAAAGACGAAGCUUUGACAAAGUUUACUCGAGACUUGACGAGAAUUCAACAAGUCCUAAAGAAGUUUGGAAUCCUGAUGAUGUUUGCUCUUUAAAUAUACCCUUGACUGCCUCUCCUUGUGAAUCUGGUGCUGACGAUGAUCAGUACUGGAACACAGAUCUGUGCCUGUGUAUUCACCGAGCUUUUGAGUGUAAUCUGAGGAAGGCAGACCUGAUGGAAACCUUUGAUGUGACAUGGGAACAACUGCUGGCCCUUUUCAUUCAUCUAGACGUCAACACGCUUCACGUCAAAGCCAGGGACUGGAAGGACUUGGCAGGAAUACUGGAGCUCACCUUACGAGAUAUAGAAAUCAUCCAGCAUUUCUGCUACACCUACCGUGAGUGGCCAAUGUUCAUCCUGCUGUCCUACUGGAGGAUGUUGGCAAGCCGAUCCCACCCAGUACAGCCCGCGUGUUGUCACUCAGGGCUCAGACAUGUACUGGAACAACUGGGCAGAUCAGACCUUCUGAAAAUUCUCACCACCAGAAACACCAAUGAACACAUUCAAGGGGCACAGGAAGACGAAAACACACAUUUUUAGUGCCAUUAUAAAAUACUUUGUACUGUUAAAGAUUUACUUUUUCUGUAUUUUUCAAGCUUCUGUGAUAGUUGUUCAUAUGUCAGUGGCGGUGCUUCCCUUAUAAUGGUAUUGGUGGCAUCAACUGCGAUGUCCCUUGAUUGACAUCAGUGUGAUUUCUUAUAUAUAUUGGUCCCGAAUGACCUCCCUGUUUACACGAAUAGGCACCCUUCCCUGUAACAAGUUAUCUUUCUUAGUAAGUGACUGAAACUCAUUAACAUCCUCCUGGAGAGGACGCCUGUCAUUCGCAAGAUAACCUCCCAGCAAGCUGGAAUCCAUGGCUUGGUAAUCUAGAACAACAAUCAGGUUAAGUUUAAGAACAUAACAUUAGCUAAUUGCAGUAAAUUCAAAGUACACUGUACCAUCCCUGCAACUGCCAAACUUUGUAAAUUGUAAUGGAAUGUGAAUCUGUGUAUGGUAACAGUUUGGUUUUAGAUAUGAAUUGUAGAUGAGAAGCACUUUUUUUACUAGAUUCAGUAUAAUUUAGAUGUCAUAUAUUAACUACUGAUAUUGAUGACUUCUUUGCAUACACAAAUGACUGACAGCUAACAGACUUGACUUUCAUUUUGACCAUCUAUGCCUCACGUUUCAUAUGUAGCUGAAAACUUGUCAGGAAUGGAUAGAGUGUAGGCAUGGGACAGGGGGGUGUAAGUUUUUAAUUGUGCAAUAUUCACACUUAGUUUGCAACAUUUUCUUUGUACUUAAAAGUACUAAUGUAUAAACAGGCGAGUAUUAAGAGACCUUGACAGGUGCCAGGUGAACUAUAGGAUUAGUAGCCAGCAUUGAUAAAGUUGGUUCCUCAUAAACUGUAAAAUGUGUUGAUUGUAUUUAUAAGAAUUGUAUCCGAGUACUGUAAAGUGCCCGAGAAUGAUUUGUUCUCAUCUAUACAGGGCACUUUAUCAAAUACAUAAUAUUAUAUUGGAUGAUCUAGGUCAAAAUUAUAUGAUAAUAGUCUGAUCACCUCUUUCACAGAUCUGAAGGAGUAGAUUUUCUGAACUACUGAAACUAUUAUGAGGAUCUUUCUGUAUACCGCAUCCAUUCUGUUAAUUGAUAACCGACGCUGUAUAAGAAAUUAAUAGAUCUUUCAACCUUCUGGGUGUGAGUUUCUGUAUUUCAGAUUUGACAUUUUAUUGCAGUCCUUGGCCAGUAUUUAGCUGUUCAGUCACCAUACACAACAUUGCUUACAAUUAUAGGCACUAGGACACCUUACAAUUAUAGGCACUAGUACACCUAACAAUUAUAGGCACUAGUACACCAGAUUUUCCCUCAUACAUUGUAUGUUUACUAUGAUGAACUAUGAUCUUAUGUGUGUGUUGACUGUCUGUAUAUUUCUUAUUAAGCCCAGUCUGACUUCAUGUGUAAUGCAGAUGUGCUAGAUUACUUAAACUUUGUGGAGUUACUUCCCUUCGACAACUUCCAGAUACCUGGUAUAUUGUUUUUCGUCGAAAUAUGAGGUAGACUAUCAUAGAAUCUGUAUAAUUUUACUGCUGGCUCUAUAUGUUUAUAUAUUUAUUAGCUCACCUGGCACGAAGUGCCAAGUGAGCUUAUGCCGUGGCGCAGCGUCCGUA
Messenger RNA from Mizuhopecten yessoensis (Yesso scallop), 3601 nucleotides. RefSeq lists its product as uncharacterized. Lineage: Eukaryota; Metazoa; Mollusca; Bivalvia; Pectinida; Pectinidae. The record is from RefSeq and is a predicted model, not a curated record. The coding region runs from base 192 to 1997 and encodes 601 amino acids. The transcript is spliced from 10 exons. Gene Ontology annotation, biological process: signal transduction. Gene Ontology annotation, molecular function: protein binding.